Molecule: messenger RNA, 2678 nt
Organism: Pseudogymnoascus destructans
Lineage: Eukaryota; Fungi; Ascomycota; Leotiomycetes; Thelebolales; Thelebolaceae
Product: Cytosolic iron-sulfur protein assembly protein
Exons: 1
Coding region: 1-1257 (418 amino acids)
Biological process (GO): iron-sulfur cluster assembly
Cellular component (GO): cytosolic [4Fe-4S] assembly targeting complex
Molecular function (GO): protein binding
Source: RefSeq, a predicted model, not a curated record
AUGCACCUCACACCCCUCCCCCCUCUCCACCCCCCCUCCCCCCGCCGCGCCUGGCACUCAACCCCCCACCCCACCCUCCCCCUCCUCAGCACCUCCCUCGGCAAAUCCGCCCAAAUAACCUCUCUCCGCACCUCCACCCCGCACUCCAUCCUCGAAGGCGGACACACCCGCUCCAUCCGCUCCACGGCUUGGAAACCGCAUCUCCGCCCCGGAGAACUCGGUUUGGUGACGGGUAGCUUUGAUGGGACUGCUGGGGUGUGGCGGAGGGACGAGGGGGAUGACGGGGAGAGGGAGGAUGGGGAGGAUUGGGAAUUCAGCGUCGUCCUCGAGGGCCACGAUGCUGAGGUGAAGAAUCUGGCGUUUAGCCCGUCGGGACAGUAUUUGGCGACUUGUUCGAGGGAUAAGAGUAUUUGGAUCUGGGAAGAAGUCGACGGGGCUGAUGAAUGGGAGACGGUCGCGGUGCUGACGGAGCAUGAGGGGGAUGUGAAGUGCGUUGCCUGGGCCCCAAGUGAGGGCGAUGAGGGAGAGUGUUUGGCGAGCGCGAGUUAUGAUGGCACCGUGCGCGUGUGGAGGGAGGAUGGGGAGGGGGAAUGGGGGUGUGUUGGUGUGCUGGAGGGGGGGGGGGAAACGGUUUGGGGUGUUGCUUGGGAGGGUGCUGCACCGGACUCCCAACCAGCCGCCGAGUCUGAGCAGGAAGCAGACGCCGAAGCACCGAAGCCUAAACACCGCCGCCUAAUAACUUGCUCGGCAGACACCACACUGCGCGUCUGGAAGCGUGUCGAAGCUGCUGAGGCGGAGAGUGGCGGCAUCCCAUCGACGAUGCGCGCUGCUGCUCAGGGGGAGAAAUGGGUGAUCGAAGCGACGCUGCCCGCGGCGCAUACAAGGGCUGUGUAUGCGGUUGCGUGGAGUGAGAGGACGGGACGGGUGGUUAGCUGUGGGGGGGAUUCGAGGAUUGUGGUGUAUGGGGAAGUGGAGGGAGGCGCGGACGGUGUGGUGGAGGGUGGGGAUGGGGAGAAGGGGGAGGGGAAGGAGGGGGAGAAGGGGGAGGGGAAGGAGGGGAGAAGGGGGAGGGGAAGAUGGGGAAUGGGAAGUGGAAGAUCCUCGCCACAGCGGAGAUGGGUCAUGGACCGUAUGAGAUUAAUCAUGUUACGUGGUGUCAGCGGUUUGAUGGGAGGGAGGGAGAGAUGGUGGUUUCGAGUGGAGAUGAUGGGGCUGUUAGGGCUUGGGAGGUUAGUGAGUAGGGGGUUGUUGUUAUGAAGGGGUUUGUUGUUAUGAAGGGGGUUGUUGUUGUGCAGGGGGUUGAUGAUGUGUGGAUGGUUGGGUAGAUUGCAUGGAAGGAGUUUCUUGGAUCUGGGGGGGCGUGGGAUAGAUCGUGGAUUUGGUGGUGUAUGGGGGGUGGUAUAUGGAUAUGGGAUGAAUUAUGUGCGUGUGCGUGUCUGUAUAUAUGCUAAGCCUGAUGAUAUGUUCCGCCCUUGGGAUUUGGGGAGCCCAUAGCCAAAUGCUACCCGGUAGAUACGAAAUGGGAAUCGAGUUUGCACAUCUACCCACCAGGCGCCAGGCAACAAACGCUCGUACCAUUUACUCACCUUCCCCUUCCCAUAUUUGAUCUCCUCUCUCGUCUUCGGCAUCUCGCCUCGGCCCUGAACUCGGGAGUAUAAAUCACCACCGCCCACCUCUCCCGCCCUCCUCAGCAUACCACCUCACCUACCGACCAUCUAGACGGCCCAGUAGGCUUGUAGUCAUUGGCCAUGCAUACACGCAAAAGCUUCUGUAUAACAGUACGGCUGGUUCAUGGAUGGGGGAAGAGGAGAGCUGAGGGACGAGAUAGAUAUCAGCGAUGAGCAGAAAGCAGAGGACAGCAUCACACCAGCAAGCGAACGGAUAACGACACGGACAUACCAAAAACCCACUCACUCAUCUCGGGCCGUGGAGGUCUCGGAGAUGUCUGCAAUCGGGGGGGUCUACAGAGAGCGCAGUACACAUGGUGUGUACCUUACAUAACUCCACCUCGUCCUGCACGCUGCACGGCAUCCCCGAAUCCAGCAAUCGUCCAGAAGCCCCCAUAGAAGAAGGCUUUUUUUUCCUUGUUCCGUUUUUGUGGCUUGACCGCGGCUGGGAGCGACCCGGCUGGAUUGCACUGUUGAGAAUAAAAAAUGGAGAAGCGAACUGUAAAAGGACAGGAAGCCGGGGAGGGUGGGGCCGUGUGUGGAUACGGUUUGCGAGAUUUGUUAUGUAUAGAGUACCUUUUGCACGGGCCGCAACGGUGGAGAGGGGGAUUGUGGUGCAAUGGUCCGCAAUGAGUGCGUGCGCCGUGCGUACUACUGCCUGUAGUUUGUAAUUUGUUGGCGUGUACUCCGUAGAGCGGGUUUACUCCGUACCACUGUGCAUUAUCGAUUCCUCGCCUCUAGCAGACAGAUAAAGCCCUAAACCACACACGUGCUCCUCUCCGCAGUGGCGACGCUGGGGACGGCGCGACGGUGUGGGGUUGGCGGCUUGGUAUCGUGUCGAUUCGCUAAUGGGAAGAAGAGGCAAAGGGAGGUUUGGCGGUGUUGGAGAAGUUUGGUACGCCUUGUGUUUCGGGGGAUCUCUUUGUGCCCAGGACGCAUCUGCUACUGUAAAACAGCUCAUUUUACAUGCCUGUAUAUAGUUGGUGUAGAAAAAUCGAUCAAUAUAGUCUA